UUUGGGGGGUGCUAGGGGACUGAGGUCAGGAAGUGAGUCAGAUUAUAGGGGAGGCUCAGGAGGAUCUGCAGAAAUGGGGUCAGAAGGUGAGGUGGGCUACAGAGAUGGUUCAGGGAAAUUCAGAGUAACAGACACACAGGCUGGAGUGGGAUAUGAAGGUGGACCCAGCAGCCAAGAAGCCAUAGAGCAUGGGUCAAGAUACUGGACGGCAUCAGAGAGGUCUGAUGGUAGCACAAGCUCCAAGGAUGGUUCAGAGAGGGGCAGAGGAAUGGGGUUUGUGAAAGGAGCAUGUCCUGGAGUGGGUUUUAGGAUGGCUGGAAUGCCAGGCACUGCAGAUGGCACAGCAUGCAGGGACGGCCCCUGGGGCCCAGAGAUGCGGGGGAUUCAAGGUGAGCCACGGAUUCUUUCAGACGGGCAAGGCUCCAAGAAUGAUCUCGGGGGCUCUGGAACCUCAGGGGUUCCUGAGGUGCUGGGAGCCUUUGGCUCUAUGGGAAAAUCAGGUGUCAGAGAGUGGCAAGAUGCUGCUAGGAACCCAGGAUCCCCUGGGGACAGAGAGGCUCCCAGUAGGGAGGGCAGGUCUGCAGACCAAGCAGGGGGUAUGAGGGCUUCUGGGUUUCUUGAUGGUCAGGGGGCAGUGGAGAGCGAGACCUGGGCAGGGGCAGCUGCUCUUGGAUCUGGAAAUGAGCAGGACUUCUGGAAAGCAGGGCCAGGGACAGCAGAUAGGGGUAGAGCAGCUGGCCUGGGAGGACUGGCACCUCAGGCAGGUGGGGACUCACCGCUGGGAGGCAGAAGGAUGGGAGCAACAUGCGGGCACUCAGUGGGCACAGGCCAGGUUCUGGACAAUAGCCGGAUGCCUGGGGAAAGGGGCGAAUCAACGUCAGGUUCUGCUGAUGGACAAGGGGUAAGCCACACUGGGAUCCCAGGCAGGGAAGACCAAGGGUUUGGCCAAGGAAGCAUAGGUACUGGGAAUCAGUCCCCAGGCUCCAGAGCUUCCAGAUCUCUGCAAGACAAAGAUGCCACUUUCAGGGGGACCCAUGAAGGGCCAGAGGGCUCCAGGGGCAGGAAGGGUGCUCUAGGCCAAGGAGGGUCUGGUGGGUGUCAAGAUCCAUGGCUCCUGGAUAGCAAAGGUUCAGGUCCUGAAAGGGGCAAGUCUACCAGCUCAGGGGACUCAGGCAUCUUGGAUAAGGGGAAUUCCACUGAUAGGGAGAAUGGCCUCACCCAAAACCCUGGGGAUUUAGGGCCUCAGGGAGCCUGGAAUGGUCUAGAUGGUCCAUUGGUCAGAAAAGACUCUAUGGACAGAUCUGGGGGCAUCCAGGGCCUGGGCUUUCAGCUAGACAAAGGACAAAGAGGAGAAAGAGGGUCCCUGGGGUAUCAGGGGUCCCUGGGGGCUGAGAAUGACAAAGCCCAAGGUCCAGGGGCCCUAAAGGAGUAUGAGGGAUGGGGAGCAGAAGAGUCUGGAGGGUCAGACAGAAGGCCUGGCCAGCUCAGGAGCAGGUCUCAAAGACAGUCAGGGGUGGAGCCUGGAACAGCAAAGAGAAGGGGAGCAGAUGAGGCCAGAGGCUCAGGGCAGCCACUGGGAGGAGAGGACAAAGAGAGCCCGGGGGUGACUCGGCACGAAGACCAGAGCUGGGAGCCCCCAAGUCACCUUGGCAGCUGGAGAGGUGACCUGGAGGGCAGGUCAGACAUCUACGGCCAGGGGAGGGAUGCCACCCAGAGUCCCAGAUCCAGAUACAAGCCUGGCACUGGCGGUUUCUCCAAGGAGGCCCAAGGCCCCCAGGGCCACUUCUCCCAGGGCCUGGCUGACACGGAAGUGCAGCAGGGAGAGGAUGCCAUGCUUUCCUGUACCCUCACCCACGACCUGGGCCCGGGUGCCUGGUUUAAAGAUGGAGUCAAGCUCAGCACCCAGGAUGGAGUCGUCUUUGAGCAAGACGGUCUCGUGCACAGUCUCCUCAUUGCCCAUGUGCAAGGGACCCAGGCUGGGAGGUACACCUUUGUAGCCGGCAACCAGCGGAGCGAGGCCACCCUGAGUGUCCACGAUCGCCCCGUCAUCGCUCCUGAUGUCACAGAGAAACUGAGAGAGCCGCUGGUGGUCAAGGGUGGGAAGCCGGUGACAGUGAAGAUCCCCUUCCAGAGCCACCUCCCAUUUCAGGCUGCCUGGAAAAAGGACGGAGCCGAAGUCGUGGGUGGCAGCAGCCCCCAGGGAGCACAGGUGGCCCUGGGGGACGGCUUCGCUCGGCUGUGCCUCCCUAGCGCUGGCAGGAAGGAUGGUGGCCGGGACUGCGUGACACUGAGGAGCGAGGGCGGCUCUGUGCAGGCUGAGCUCACCCUGCAAGUUAUAGACAAGCCCCAGCCCCCACAAGGUCCCCUGGAGGUACAGGAUCGCCAGGGGGCUGGGGUUUGCCUCCACUGGCGGCCCCCAAAGGACAGCGGGGGCCGGCCCGUGGAGCACUACGUGGUGGAGCGGCGGCAAGCUGGCCGGAGCACUUGGCUGAAGGUGGGCGAGCCCCCCGCAGACAGCACGGCCUUCACCGAUGCCCACGUGGAGCAGGGCAGGAAAUACACCUUCCGAGUGCGGGCUGUGACCUCUGAGGGGGCUGGGGAGGCCCUGGAGUCCACAGAGGUGCUGGUGGCUCCUGAGGCUCUCCCUGGGCCCCCUUCAAGCCCAGCCAUCCAGUCGGCCUCCAGCCAGGGCAUCACGCUGAUGUGGACGGCACCUCGGGGCCCUGGCAGUGCCCACAUCCUGGGCUACCUGAUCGAGAAGCGCAAGAAGGGGAGCAACACCUGGACAGCAGUGAAUGCCCAGCCUGUGCCUGAGAGGAGGUGGACCGUGGCGGAUGUGCGGCAGGGCUGUCAGUAUGAAUUUCGGGUCACGGCUGUGUCUCCCUCUGGUCCCGGAGAGCCUGGGCCCCCAUCGGAUGCCGUCUUUGCUCGGGACCCCAUGAGACCCCCUGGGCCCGUGCGGGACCUCCAAGUCAUAGACACGUCGCAGACCAGCAUCACCUUGAGCUGGGCGCAGCCGGAUGCACAGGAUGGGGACACAGCCCAGGGAUAUGUGGUGGAGCUGCGCGGCUCAGACAGUCUGCAGUGGAGUCCCUGCCACGAGGGCACCGUGCCAGUCACCAGCUUCACAGCCAGAGGGCUUCGGCCCCAAGAGAGCUACUUCGUGAGGGUGACAGCAGUUAACGAUGGGGGCCUUGGCCAGCCCACUGCCCUGGACACGUUAGUGCAAGUCAUGCCAGUUGCCGUCCGUCCCAAGUUCCUUAUGGACUCCAGCACAAGGGACUCGCUGAUGGUCAGAGCUGGGGACACCAUUCGUGUGCCUGUCUCCUUUGAAGCUGUCCCCAUGCCUGAGGUGACCUGGCUGAAGGACGGCUUGCCCUUGCUUAAAAGUAAUGUGACCUCCACCAAGGAUGGCCUCACCCAGCUUCUGAUUCCUGUGGCCAGCUUCUCAGACAGUGGCCUCUACACUGUGGUGCUGAGGAACCUGCAGGGCGGGGAGGCUGCCUACCGCUUCUCCCUCAGGGUGGCAGCAUGCCCGAAGGCGCCCGGGCCCAUCCAUCUGCAGGAGAACGUGCCCGGGACAGUGACGGCCGAGUGGGAACCUUCUCCAGAUGAGGCUGGGGUUGUCCCCCUGUACUACGAGGUGCUGACGCGCUCCUCAGCGCACGGGCCCUGGCGCCAGGCGGCCGACCACGUGCACACCAACCACUUCACCCUCCUGGGAGUGCUCCCUGGCCACGAGUACCACUUCCGGGUGGUGGCCAAGAACGAGCUGGGGGCCAGCCUGCCCUCAGACACCAGCCAGCCCUGGUGCAUCCCCCGGCAGCGAGACAGGUUCCCAGUGAGGCGUCCAAGCUACCGGGAGCCCAACCUGAGCCAGAAGCCCCGGUUCCUGGUGGGCCUGCGGACCCACCUGCUGCCGCAGGGCUGUGAGUGCUGCAUGAGCUGUGCCGUGCAUGGCUGGCCGCGGCCCCACGUCACCUGGUUCAAGGACGGCCGGAGCCUGGCGGGAAACCCCGCGGUGUACAGCACCGAUGUGCUGGGCGUGUGCUCCCUCAUCAUCCCCAGCGUCUCCCCCAAGGACAGCGGCCGGUACAAGGCCGUGGCGGAGAACGCGCUGGGCCAGGCCGUCAGCACGGCCACCCUCAUUGUCACAGAAUCUAGCUCCUAGCCCCGCCUCACCCCGGGAUGGCCCUGUCUGGCUCCACAGCCAUGGGAUGAUGACAGAUCCUCAAAACUUCGCUCUUGACACCAACACUGACCCAGAGAGCCGGUCCUGAAGGAUGGAGGACACUGGUCAUGCCCAGAGCCCCAGGGAGGCAGGAGUGAGGAGCAGGAGGGCAUGGAGUCCUUUGGGGAAGAAAAAGAAGAGAGGAGGACAUUCAGCCUCUCCACCCCAAGCCAAGUCCCUGAACAUGACCAUGAACCUCCUCCACUCUCUCCACGGGGGCUUCUUUCUUCUCCACUUCUUCUGGGAGAUCGGGAGAUCCGGACAGAACCUGUCUGCAAGAGGGAGGCCAACUCCUUGUUUUCCGGAAGCGGAUUCCUGGAGGGAGAGCAGGAAGAGCUGGGCCUGCUGUGAGCACACGAGGGAGGAAUGAGGAGGUCAGAGGACCUGAGUGAGGGCCAGGGCAUCCAGGGCAUGUGUGGAGGGGGGCUUUCUGUACUUUUCAUCAUUAAAACGUUAGGCUGACACAAACCUGUCAUUUGCAAG
This is a messenger RNA of Mirounga angustirostris (Northern elephant seal), 4714 nucleotides long. RefSeq names its product immunoglobulin like and fibronectin type III domain containing 1 (gene IGFN1). The coding region runs from base 74 to 4171 and encodes 1365 amino acids. NCBI's taxonomy places the organism in Eukaryota, Metazoa, Chordata, Mammalia, Carnivora, Phocidae. Gene Ontology annotation, molecular function: protein binding. The transcript is spliced from 13 exons. The record is from RefSeq and is a predicted model, not a curated record.